Molecule: messenger RNA, 4528 nt
Organism: Mesoplodon densirostris (Blainville's beaked whale)
Lineage: Eukaryota; Metazoa; Chordata; Mammalia; Artiodactyla; Ziphiidae
Gene: NECAP2
Product: NECAP endocytosis associated 2
Exons: 8
Coding region: 24-824 (266 amino acids)
Biological process (GO): endocytosis
Cellular component (GO): membrane; clathrin vesicle coat
Source: RefSeq, a predicted model, not a curated record
UCCGGCGGGCUCCGGGCGUCGAGAUGGAGGGAGGCGAGUACGAGUCGGUUCUCUGUGUCAAGCCAGAGGUCCACGUCUACCGCAUCCCGCCGCGGGCCACCAACCGUGGUUACAGGGCUGCGGAAUGGCAGCUGGACCAGCCAUCAUGGAGUGGCCGGCUGCGGAUCACUGCAAAAGGGCAGGUGGCCUACAUCAAGCUGGAGGACAGGACCUCAGGGGAGCUCUUUGCUCAGGCCCCAGUGGAUCAGUUUCCAGGCACAGCUGUGGAGAGCGUGAUGGAUUCCAGCAGGUACUUCGUUAUCCGCAUCGAAGAUGGCAACGGGCGACGGGCGUUUAUUGGAAUUGGCUUCGGGGACCGAGGUGAUGCCUUUGACUUCAAUGUUGCCUUGCAGGACCAUUUCAAGUGGGUGAAACAGCAGUGUGAAUUUGCAAAACAAGCCGAGAACCCAGAUCAAGGUCCCAAAUUGGACCUAAGCUUCAAGGAGGGCCAGACCAUCAAGCUCAACAUUGCAAACAUGAAGAAGAAGGAAGGAGCAGCUGGGACUCCCCGAGCCCGGCCCGCCAGCACAGGAGGACUGAGCCUGCUUCCCCCUCCCCCAGGGGGGAAAACCUCCACCCUGAUCCCUCCCCCUGGGGAGCAGUUGUCUGUGGCGGCAUCCAUCGUCCAGCCAGCAGUUGCUCCCAGUUCAGGAGGUGCCACUGUGUCCUGGCCACAGCCCAAGCCUGCCGCUACUGCCACCGCCGACAUCUGGGGAGACUUCACCAAAUCCACAGGGUCGACCUCCAGCCAGCCUCAGCCAGGCACGGGCUGGGUCCAGUUCUGACCUGAGCACAACUCUUUUUCAUCAUACAACUUCUGGAAAGGAGCUGCCUCAUCUGGGUGGAAGGAAGGAGGAUGAAGCACUCCCUGGCCAGCCUCUGUUUGGAGCGUGACUCUCUCCUCUCCUCUUCCUUGCCUGAACUCUCCUGACAGACUGGGCGUGUUAGGCAGUAAGUUGGCACCAUGUCACGCUGUUUCCUGGGAUUUGAGUGUGCAGCCAGAACACAGGAGAAGAGUUCCAGGAUCCCUAUCCCUGUCUGUCCUCUUGACACGAGAGAGACUCUGAGACUUCUUCCAUCGCGAAGACUCGUGUUAAACACAAGCCCCUGAAGCAAAAGAAGGGGUCGAGUGUGCUGCCUGGAUUCAGAUCAGCCCUUCUCGGGGCGGGGGGGGGGGUUACAGGUGUCACGUGAUCAGUGUCUGGAGGGGGGCUUUCCUCACUCCCAUUGGCUGUAGCCAUUCCAGUCAGGUGCCUUAAGAGGAGGGAUUCCUUCCUGAUUUCUGGCAGGUUUAUAGGCUGCAGCUUGAACAGAUAAUCAGGAGGGAAAGCAAGAGUAUUAACCAGACUUUUAAGAUUUUUUUGAUACUUGCUUUGCUAACAUGCUGAUCUGCACUAACUCAUUGUCUUUGCAAAAGGCUUGCUUCUGUAGUCUGCGCCCGCAGGAGCCUCUGAAAGCAUUCCUCACUGUCAGUCACAGGAGCUGCUCCGAGCCCCAGGAAGCAGUCAGUGUUCAUCUCGGCUGUGGGGCCUGGUUUCCGUGUUUGCCAGGCCGGGCAGGCGCUGGAAACCAGGUGCGACAGUGUUUGGGCUGGAGCGUGGCAGCUGUUCUCAUGGAGGUGGGGCUUUGGCCUUUCCGUUCGCUGGUAGCCCUCUGAGCUCACAGUGCAGUUCCUGGCGGACUUGGGUUUUCUCCUGGGUGGUCUCUGAAGUGCCUUGUCUGCAGACAACCUCUUUCUUUUCUCCUUCAGGGACUGUACAUGACAGACAAAGAGUUCUGAAGCAACUGGAAGUCUAGGGUUGCCUGGUUUAUGAGAAAUAAUUUUAUAAGAAAUAAUUUUAUCUGAGCACACUUCUAAAAUUGCUUUUAUCGACAUACGUUACCUCUUGAUUGAAAGAUUUCUUUUUUUGAAGGGUAAAGAUGAUGAACUGAAAAAAAGUGUUGGCCCCUUUGUGGGACCAGAUUUCUAAGAUAAAAAAUAAAUAUUUCUACUCUGUCAGUGUACGUCAAAGAUGGAAGUGUUUUUGGCGGCAUGGCUGCUAAACCCUCCAGGAUGCCUCAGCCACCUCUCACCACUGAGCGUUUGUCCAGACUUAAAAGUCUGCGUCCACGGUGACAGAUUGGCCAAAAUAGGGGAAUUUGGCCCGUUGCCCUAAGGCAACCGGGCCAAAAUAGGGGAAUUUGGCCCUGUUGCCCUGAGGCAGCCAGCAAUUUCCCUUCCACAUAGAAGAGACAGUCUUUCUGCCAUUCUGGGACAUUCUGGGCUCCUUGCAUUCUAAUGUGGGAGGAGAGUCCUGCCUCCCACCAAGACCUCCCCAUAGAAGCAUCUUCCUAAAUAGUAAGGGUGUCUGGGCACACAGAGGCCAAAAAAUAAGAGAAAGGCCUUGGUGCUUGUCAUGUCUGUGGGUUCUGUAAGAAAGCUGCAUUAUUGUUGUUAUAGAAAUGGCCGCUCUGGCUAAUAAACUGUGUAAGGGAGGACGAAGAACAUUGGAAUUGAGGAUCCUCAUGUCCUUUGAAUACGGAAAAGGAAAUUGCAUCAAGGGAUUCUCAGGAGUAGUAAACCUCCUUGUGUCUGCUUCCCAUAACUCCCCAUCUUCUUUAUAAGUGCUUAGAGGUUAGGAAAGAGGAAGCUUAGAGUUAGAGGAGACCCUUAACCAGAAGCAUAUACCAUUGAAGGUAAGCCCUUGCGUCCUGCAGACAGACCUGGGCUUUGAUCUAGGUUCUCUACUGGUAAAUGUGUCACCACAGGCUCCUUAAGCCAGGUGUCACUCAGAUGAGCCAUAUGAAGCAUUAGCAGGUGCCUAUAAUUUGACCUUAAUCACCUUGAUGUAGAAUCAGGUACGUAUCCAGAACCAUUACUCAUAACGGUGCUGAUAAGGCAGCUGAUGAAGAAACAGCAGUCAAAAAAUCUAACCUGAAAAGCCCCUUGAGGGGUCUCUGGCAGGCAGGGGAUAGUCUGGUGCUCUCCAUCACCAACUGGAAUCCCAGCUAUGGGACCAGGGUCCCCAGGAAAACUCCCAGUACCAAACCAGGCAUCUCUUCACUUACACCCUUGACUGGAGCUUCCAAAUUGGUGGGGUGGGGGUAAGAGAUGGGUGUUGGGUUUGGGGAUUUUGAGACCUGAGCUGCUGUCUGUACAGCAGGAGGUCUUGGACACAUUGCGGCGGCAGGCGGACUACAGCAAGUUGUUUCCAUGAUUAAAUGACAGCAUUGCAACAUCUGUCUUGCUUUAAAGAAACCAGCUGCCAUGUUGUGUGAGUUGCCCUAAUCCGAGGGUCACAGCGUCAAGGUGGCAAAAGUAGCCUCUGCCGAUAGCCAACAAAUAGCUGAAGCUCUUAGGGCAGCGGUCUGCACGAAACCGGAUGCUACCAAUACCACCUGAGCUGGGAAGCAGAGCCUUACUCAGUUGAUCCUCAGAUGAGCCCCGCUUGCCAACACUGAGUGCAGCCUUACAGAGGACCCAGCCAAGCUGUGCCCAGACUCCUAACCCCCGGAAACUGAGUUAGUAAAUGUGUUUCAAGCUGCCAAGAUGAUGGCAAUAUCAUUAGGCAGCAAUAGAUAACUAAUAGAAGAGGUGAGUGAAGGGCACUGGAGAUGGAGUCAGUGUGAGAAGAGAGUCUGGACAGGGACCUCCCUGGUCGCGCAUGGUUAAGAAUCCGCCUGCCAGUGCAGGGGACACGGGUUCGAGCCCUGGUCCGGGAAGAUCCCACAUGCCGUGUAGCAACUGAGCCAGCGCCACAACUACUGAGCCUAUGUGCCACAACUACUGAAGCCCGUGCGCCUAGAGCCCAUGCUCUGCAACAAGAGAAACCACCAAAAUGAGAAGCCUGCGCAUCGCAAUGAACAGUAGCCCCUGCUCGCCGCAACCAGAGAAAAGCCCGCGUGCAGCAAAGAGGACCCAACGCAGCAAAAAAUUUUAAAAAUUUUGAAAAGGAGAAUCCUCCUGCUAAUGCAGGGGACACGGGAUCGAACCCUGGUCCAGGAAGAUCCAACAUGCGACGGAGCAGCUGAGCCCCUGCACCACAGCUAUUGAGCCCGAGCACCACAGCUACUGAAGCCCGAGCGCCUAGAGCCUGUGCUCCGCAGCAAGAGAAGCCACCGCAAUGAGAAGCCUGCGUACCGCAAUGAAGAGUAGCCCCUGCUUGCCGCAACUAGAGAAAGCCCGGGAACAGCAACGAAGACGCAAUGCAGCCAACAUUUUUUUAAAAAAGUGGACAGAUUUAAUGGCUGUAUGGCCUUGGGAGGUCACUUAACCUGCUCCUUGGGGCCUCACUUUCCCUGUAUGUGGACAGCAACUGUUGCUUAUGUGCUGCUUACUCUGCGCAAGGCACUGUUCUAUGCACUUAACACAAAAUUCAUUUCAGGCGGUCCAGUGGUUAAGACUCCUCGUCCUCACUACAGGUGGCACGGGUUCGAUCCCUGGUCGGAGAACUAAGAUCCUGCAUGCCGUGCGGCCAAAAUAAAUAAAUAAAUAAUUUUUAAAGAUUCA